GACAGUUUUAAAACAGUCGUGUCUUGGCAAGAUAAAAGAUGUGUUGUUAUAACUAUUAUUUUUAUUAACGCGAAAAUUUAUUAAAAAUGUGUUACAAGUGAUAUUAGUAAUAUAGUGUUUAAGUUUUGGAUUUUUUUCAAAAAUACCGUUACGAAAAAAAAUAAAAGAUGGCGGAAAUAAUUUUCCAAAGACGAAAACCUGCAACACUAUUCAGUGAGCCGGCGCCUCUGCUAAUACUAUUAUUAUUAAGUGUUCUCUGUGGGGCACAGGUUGUUAAUCGUGCCCCGCAUUUCGUGCCCCAGACGGGGGACAUGUCACAGUUUAGUAUAGCCGAAGACACCGCUGUUGGGACUCCGGUGUAUCAGCUAAAAGGUAUUGAUCCAGAGAAUAGCCAACUGCGGUAUUCCAUUUCUGGACAAUACUUUAGCGUGGACCCGGUAACUGGAGUGGUCACGUUAGCCAAGAGACUUGAUAGAGAAGAGCAGGCGUCUCUCGAAGUUGUUAUUAGUAUAACAGAUGAAGGUGUUUCCGAUACAGAACCUAACACCGUAUCACUUCGCCGCGUUAUACCUGUUCGAGAUGUCAACGACAAUCCUCCAGUCUUCCAUAACAGGCCAUACAUCGUCAAUAUCAGUGAAGCUACGAGUGUAGGAAAUGAAAUUGAGGUAUCUCCUAAAAUAUUGGUGACUGAUUUGGAUGAAGAUGAAAAUGCGAAGAUCCGAGUGACUUGUUCUAUUAAGGAGAGAGGAAGUGAUUUCGAAGCCUGCUCAACGUUUCGUAUCGUUACUGAUAUGAUAUCGCCAAAUGAAUAUCAAGUCCGAAUUUUCGUUGCAAAACCACUUGACUUCGAGAGUCGUUCAGCGUACGUCAUAAGUUUAGAAGCCAAAGACCAAUCGGCACGACCCCUGCGGGCAACCGCUACUGUGUCUGUCGGCGUGAGAGAUGUCCAAGAUCAGCCUCCGAUCUUUCUUAACGCGCCCUACUCACCUACUGUUGCUGAAAAUACUCCACCGGAUACAAGCAUAUUGGAAAUAAUAGCUAAAGACGGCGACACGGCAAAUCCACGCCCAGUUUUAUUGACCCUCGAGGGGGACUCGCAAAUGUAUUUUAAGUUACUGCCAGAAAGACCUAUUGGAAAAGCCACUCUGGUCACUACUGAUAAUCCUAUUGAUAGAGAAAGUGACGUUGUUGUACAAAAUGGAGGAGUUUAUACAUUUAAUAUUAAGGCCACAGAACUCAUCAAUAACGAAGUGCCAUCAGACUUUACAGUCAUACCGAUCACCGUAAUAGUUACCGAUGUCGAUGACCAUCUUCCAGAAUUCAAUAAAAAGGUCUUCGAUAUAUCUAUCCCGGAAAACAUAGAGAACGGAAGUCCCAUCCCUGGACUAUCCAUUUACGUCGAAGAUGUAGACUUAGGCCAAAAUAGCAAAUAUGAUCUGAAACUUCGCAACGUGAAAAAUUCCGAGGAUGUGUUUGCGCUGAGCACCGACCGCGGAGAAGGAAGGUCUCCGAUAAGUGUCAAAGUCAAAGAUUCUUCAAAACUAGACUACGACGUCGAAGACGAAGACAAAAGACUGUUCAGUUUCGAUAUCGUUGCGUCACUUUACAAUACGGAGCUAUCUUCGGCCAGAGUCAACGUGAAACUGUUGGACGUAAACGACAAUUCCCCGGUUUUCGAAGAACAGCAAUACAAGUUGAAUGUUCUAGAAGACUCUCCGAUCGGAACUAAAAUUGGCGACAUAGAGGCGGCCGAUAAAGAUUACGGUAUUUUUGGUGAAAUAGAGUACACUUUGAGCGGGUUUGGAUCGCAUUAUUUUAAGACCGAUAUACAUGAGGGUGGGAUAUUCGUUGCGCGUGAGUUGGAUUAUGAAUCUCAGAAAAGUUAUAGUUUAACACUUUUUGCUAAAGAUGGGGGCGGUAAAGGGUCGACUACUAGUGUUUUUAUAGAAGUUUUAGAUGUAAAUGACAAUGCGCCAGUGUUUGAGGCGGCCGAAUACAGCCGCACAAUACGCGACGGUGCUACCAGCUUUGAACCCCAACUAGUUAUUCGAGCAUCGGAUAUAGAUGGUCCCACACAAGGUGGAGGUCGAAUACGGUACUCUUUGGAGUCUGACAAUAGUAUUACACAUAAGGGACAGGUAUUCAGUAUCGAUGAAGAGACAGGAGAAUUGGAAAUUGUGGAUAAAGUGGAAACUAUGGAUACGCCCCGGGGACAGUAUGAGCUGCUUGUCAGGGCCACAGAUUACGGAAACCCACCUUUGUUCAACGAAACUCGCGUAUACGUCCGAGUGGGCGUUCCCGGUAACCAACGUCCAACAUUCAAAGGAAAUUAUCAUCACUACAAGUACACCGUCAACCAAAGGAACGAUAUAAACGAAGACUUCACUUUCGACCUUAACCCAAUGAAUUAUAAGGCCAAUAUACGCGAAGACGCAAAGCCAGGAGAUAACGUGACGACGGUGUUGGCGAAUGAUCCAGAUGGAUUGGAUGAUUUGUUAACUUAUCAUAUUUUGUCUGGCUCAAAGGACAAUUUUGUCAUAAAUGAAAAAACUGGAGUUAUAACCGUGUCGAACGAUGCAAACUUAGACCGCGACUUAAACGCAGACCGAUACGAAAUCAUCGUAUCGGCGGUGGACAGCGGUCGUCCAGCCCCCGAAACGGCCACCACCACCGUCUUCGUUCACAUCACCGACGUCAACAAUAAACCUCCCAUCUUCAACUCGACUCAAACCACAACAUACAUAUCGGAGACAUUACCUCUCAACAGCUCCGUGACUCAAAUCACCGCUUACGACACGGACGUAACCGCCAAACUGAAGUAUUCUAUUCGGGAACCGGUCAAAGCGUUUUCUAAAGCCGGAGUACAGCUGAAACCCAACUCAAAUUAUGACUACAAAAGCAUCUUCCGCAUCGACGAAGAUUCCGGCGAAAUAUUCGUCAACGGAAACCUGGAUUACAGUCAGGCCUCCAUCGUCAUUCUGACUAUCAAAGUGGUCGAUGUGAACGCCGAGCUUAAUAAAGAGCAAUUCGCCACAAUUGAGCACACGAUUUAUAUCCAGCCGUAUGCGGACGAUAAUCCUAAAUUUAUAAAUCCCGGUUGGAGUAACUCGAAUCCCUUGAUACACCACAGAAUAAAGGAAGAACAGCCAAUUGGAAGUACUGUUUUAGUUCUGAUGGCCGAAGAUCCUCUGACCAAUUCCAAAGUGACAAAUUUUAAGGUGGUCGAUUCUGAAACUGGGCUACUUCAAGUGGAUCCUUUCAGCGGGCAAGUGGUUCUGACGAGGCAUUUGGAUUACGAGGAGUUGAAGAGUCCCAAUUUGACUCUGACCGUGCAGGCGGCCAGUAAUGACGGAAGCAAGUACAGUACGGCUAAAGUCGUAAUAGAAGUGGCUAACGUGAAUGAUAAUGCCCCAGUUUUUGAAAAAGAGUUGUACAAAGUGAGCGUACUGGAAUCAAUUAAGCAUCCAGAACAAGUGACCACGGUCAAAGCUGAAGAUAAGGAUGCCGUUUUAUCUGAUAUUGAUAAGGAAAGUGGAUAUUCCGACGUCAGAUAUGCUCUCAAAGGAGAAAAUACGGAAUUGUUCGUUAUUAAUAAUGUCACUGGAGUCUUACAGGUGGCACCGAACAAGUCACUAGAUCGUGAGCGUCAAUCCGUCCUUCGGUUGGAGAUAGAAGCUUUCGAUUGUCCAGCUGGAGGAUCCGAGCGACUGAAAUCUACUGCAGUUAUACUGCUGGAUGUGCUUGAUGUCGACGACAACUCUCCUGCGUUUGAAAAGGCCGUUUAUACCGCGGUCGUUCCGGAAAAUGUCCCGAUCGGGAUUAGUGUUGUAAAACUACUUGCACUGGACCCUGACGAAGGGCUCGGAGGAGAAAUAAAGUAUGACUUCCUGGAUGAAGGGGAAGCCAAUGGUUUAUUCGUGAUAGACCCUACUACUGGUGAGGUAAAAACUCGCAAGGAACUGACCGGCAGAGGUCGAACGGACCCCUACAGGUUGUUAGUAGGGGCAACAGAUGGCGGAGGUCACAAUGGGGACGCGUCUUUGGCGAUUUAUAUUGGAGAUGUAAGCGCUAAUGAUGGCGUACCGCGGUUCAUUCGACCAGCGGAAGGAGAGAACUUGUAUAUAAGUGAAAAUGCCACGAUUGGGUCAGUGGUGUACCAAGUGGUGGCGAGUGAUCCCGACGACCCCACGCAGCCUUCUGGACAGCUCACGUACCACAUUCAAAGGACCGGUGAUGAUGCUGCAGUACUCGCUAUUGAUUCAGAAACAGGUGUAUUAACAACUCGCCAAUCGCUGGAUCGGGAGCGAAAAGCCGCGUACACGUUGGUGCUCGUCGCCUCAGACCGAGGUGCGCCUGCGCAACAGAGCACGCGCAUCGUCACACUUCACGUCACCGAUGUGGACGAUCAUAAGCCACACUUUGCGAGGAAUCUAGACGAUCCACCAUUACUGAUGACAACAAAAGAGGAGGUGCCAAUCGGAACCGUAAUCGGAAAGAUUAAAGCUGUCGAUGAAGAUAUAGGAGAUAACGCGCUCAUAGAUUAUCGAAUAACAGCGGGAAAUGAGCUAGACUACGUGAAGUUAGAGAGAACGAACAACAGCGAGGCACUCGUGAAGGCCGGAGCUAGACUCGACAGGGAGAGCUUAGCGCGCAUUCUCAUCACUAUCAAAUGUUUCAAACUAGGUUCUAAACCUAGGUUCACUAGAUCCUAUAACAGACUGGAUCCAUCAGAAGUCCAAGUGGCGAUAAAGGUCCUGGACGUCGACGAUCACCUGCCUCAAUUCGAGACCACGAACAUGACUAUCGGCGUCCGGCUCAACGUGGCCAUAGACACGACAAUCGCCAUCGCGAAGGCCAUAGACAAGGACCCCGACGCUCUGCCCAUAGACUACAGCGUCGUGAACGUGAGAUUCGAAUCACCGAUCAAGUCGAAAUCGCUGGAUAACAUCACAGACGUAAUUGUUAUCAACAAUAGUUCGGGAGAAAUGCGGAUCAUGAAGAAUUUGAUACAUUAUGCUGAUGGUAUAUUUAAAUUGACAGUACGAGCAAAUAAUUCAAACGAGACCGACCGAUUCAGCGACCUUCACGUUGAGGUGGUGGUUGUCCGUGAGAGAGAUUUGUUGAGACUAGUGUUGCCAGCCGGACGCGCUCGUCUCGCAGCUCUGAAGCAAAACAUAUCCGAGGUCCUGGAACAGAAACAGCUGAAGAUACAAAUACAUGACGCUACGCACGACGCCUUCUAUGACAACUUGGGACCCUGCUUCCAGUUCCGGAAAACGGACACGGGUGAAGCUUUAACACCGAAAGCCAUGAAAGCAACGAUCCGAUCCUUAGGGGUUGAGUUUCAGCAGAUUUUACAAUCGCACGAGGUCCGAAAUAUCACCGAGUGUGGGGCCCCACGUGCUCAACACUCGCACUCACAGAGGGCCCUCCUAGCGGUGGCUGGUGUGUUGCCUUUAGCCGCUGUUGUUGCUAUCGUAGUCCUGUGUUGUAUGCAUUCGAAUGCGAAAAGUCGAAUGCGCUCCGCAUUACUUCUAUCCCGAGAGCCUUCGACGGGGCCCCCGACGAACGUUUCGGGCCCUACCAGGAUAUACGCCGAACCGCUUUAUUCUACUUGAGUUAUAUAAUAAAUGGUCACAAUUGUUACGCUUAUUUACGCUCUUAAAAAUCAGCUUAAAGAAUAUUUACUUAAAAGACAAAAUAUGUUACUUUUCGUUGAUAACGGGACAGUGUGUGUUGAUAAUUUUCCUCUGUAAUAACCGAUUCCAAAUUUGACUUAUGUCAAUGUCUGGAAUCCGAUUCCAAUAAUUCAUCCGACGCUCAUAUUCUUUAAAACCCCUUUUACAAAAAAAAUAAUUUUUAAGCUAUUGCAUAGAUUUUAUCGCGGGCUUUGAACGCGGCGACCGAAUCAAUAAAUUCCGUAACGAAAAAAACCUAACACACGAUGACG
Pieris napi is the source of this 5950-nucleotide messenger RNA. RefSeq names its product cadherin-23 (gene Cad74A). Gene Ontology annotation, molecular function: cadherin binding; calcium ion binding. NCBI's taxonomy places the organism in Eukaryota, Metazoa, Arthropoda, Insecta, Lepidoptera, Pieridae. The coding region runs from base 168 to 5618 and encodes 1816 amino acids. Gene Ontology annotation, biological process: homophilic cell-cell adhesion. The record is from RefSeq and is a predicted model, not a curated record. The transcript has 24 exons. Gene Ontology annotation, cellular component: plasma membrane; catenin complex.